Molecule: messenger RNA, 1976 nt
Organism: Sciurus carolinensis (gray squirrel)
Lineage: Eukaryota; Metazoa; Chordata; Mammalia; Rodentia; Sciuridae
Gene: Bbip1
Product: BBSome interacting protein 1
Exons: 5
Biological process (GO): cilium assembly; receptor localization to non-motile cilium
Cellular component (GO): BBSome
Source: RefSeq, a predicted model, not a curated record
GUCCCUGGGAGAUUGGAACACUGAGAAGGUAAGCGAGUGUCGGAGCCACUUCCGCUGGAAGAAGGUUUUCUUUCCGGCUGGCCCGGCGGCGGCCCGCCCUCCCUCCGCCCCUCUGAGGCUCCCAUUUGGGCAAGGCCGCUGGACUGAUCGCCCUAUCCUAGCUGGAGUCGCCCGGGCCCUGAGGGCCCUAACCGGGUUAGACCGCGUACGGUACCCCGGAGCCGGGUCCUGAGGACGUCCGGAGCAAAUCGGAACUUCUGACCACUCCGCCUGUUUCUAUUAAUUCCUUCCGUAGGCUUCAGUCGAGAACUCUGACAUCCUGAUAUUACCAGAUCGAAUGCUAAAACAGCAAGAAAACGACCAGAACUCUCAGCUUCUUAAAUGUUGGUUUCUUUGGUGGGUCUCCACAUUAAAUGUCUUGAGGUUUCAAGAUCAUUCUUCAGAUGCAACAUAGAAAGAACUGAAAAGGAACCAAACUUUGGAGUAAGCCAGGAAAGAACUUACUGUAUCCAACAAUUCAGAUAUGGCAGAAGUGAAGUCAAUGUUCCGGGAAGUUCUUCCAAAACAAGGGCAGUUGUCUGUGGAAGAUGUAACCACAAUGGUGCUGUGUAACCCAAACUUUUGCCCUUAAAAUCUCUGACUCUGGAAAAAACUGGAGAAAAUGCAGCAAGCAGCACAGGAUACAAUUCACCAACAGAAAUGGCAGAAAAAGAACACAGCAGCAAAUAACCCAAUGAUGAGAACUUACUAUAGGGAACACCCUACCUAUACCUACCUACCACUUAAUAACUAGAAAACAGUCUGCAUCUGUAUACUGAAAGUAGUAUUUAAAUAAAACUGGUAACAUUCAUAUUCAUAUAAUGAAAAUAAAAUCCCCAAGAUUGAUAAAACUUGUGAAUUUAAACAGUGGUUUGUGUUGACCAGAAGCAGUUAUAACUUUGAAUCAAAUCUUACAGAAUAUUCUUUAACUCAUGUUUUAGAAUUGCAAAUUCUUCAUUCCCUACUGCUUGUGUUUAUAUUUACAGGUACGAGUGACUGUUAACUUGUAUAUACAGAGGAUCUUUACAUGUUUAUUAAAUACCUGAAUUUGAAGAUACCUUCUAAUCUCAAAGUGUUUGAGCUUAUACAUUACCUAAUUUUAAAAAAAUUUUCAUCAAUUUUGUGUGCCAUAUCAUGUUUAAUACUAUCUUGCCUGACCAGUAAUGAUCCUACCAUAACAAAACUGAUUUCUUCACCUAUUUUGUAGUCAGCUAGGCUUUUAAUUAUACUAAUUUUAAGGACUAAGGAAUUACAUGACUACCUUUAUCAUCCAAGUGUCAAAUACAAUUAAAAACCUGAAACUGCUUAUAAUUAUGUAAGCCUGAGUAAUAUGGGCUUGAAAGACAUGAGGUAAAAAGCUGUAUCUAAAACUAUUAUUUUUUUAAAAUCCUUGAUUGGUUUGCUGCAGUUGAUAGGCAAUUUAAAUUAUUGUAGACAUUGAGGCCUUGCUAAGUAAUCAGGCUCUGUAAAAGAGUUAGAAAUGUGAUCAUUCUUUAGAUAAUUAUUAUUUAUUGGCAGCUAGUAUUUUUUUCAGACAAUAGGUAAAUGUAAAGCUUUCAGUCAUUGCAUACCACUUUUUGUUAUGUGUGUAUAUAUGUAUACACAUGCACAUAUAUAUGAAAUUUCAUUGAGCUGUAGAUCAGAUCAAUAAAGUGUGUAGGCAUUUUUUUCCCACUAUACUCUUCAAAGUACUGUACUUUUGAUUUAAAUGUUUGUAAGUUAAAAAAAAAAAAAGUUUGUAAAGAACAUAGCUUAAAUUCCCUAGGUCCAAAUGCAUACCCUUGUAUGAUUUAACAUUUGCUGUAUGAAAUUAAAAAGGGUUUUAUUUUUGUUUUGCCAUGCUGAGGAUCAAAUUCAGGUACAAGCAAGAAACUAAAAAGGUUUUUUAAAGACCAAAAAUAAGUCUACUCCCAAUAAAGAAUCAACACUGCUUCACA